UGUUUGAACAGAUGCCUCGCGGGCGCCUGCGCCCAUGCGAGCAUGAUCUCGCGCCGCGGGAUGUCUCCUGAGACCAUCGGGGCGGAAAACGUGGAUGUGGAGGCCCCGGAUCAGUCCGCGCCGCUCACUGCGGCGCCCAAAUCGGAUUGCAUCUUGAGGUGCUGCCAUUGCAUCUCCGUGAUAGACAUCCUGGUCCUUGCGCUGGCUGCGGUGGCCAGCGUCAUAGCCAUCGUCAGCAGCAUCCGGCCGGAGAGCUUUAACAUUGCUGCCAUCGGAUUGAGAGGAGCGUCGGUGGGGCUUUGUGUGCUACUGGGCAUCGAGCAAGGGACACGAAACACUUCCUGCCACUGCUCGUGCCUGAGGCGGCUGUUUCCGCCUCUGGACUACUGGGUUGGACGAGGUCUAGCACAUCUCUUCCUGGCAUUGCAGAUGGAGGGGGCCAGCAGCGAGGGGUUGGAUGGAACCACCACUGACCUGAUCAACGCGGCAUCCAUAGCGGUGGCUGUGGUGGGUGUUUUCUUUACCAGCGGCGCAUUCUUGUGCUUUGGGCCUUUGGAAAGACGGCAUCACCGGCUGGCCACCAGAAAGGAGGAGGUCAUGCGCGAGUUGUCGGAGCUGGAGCGGAAGAAGAAGGCCCUCGAGAACGAAGCAGGCAUGUGAGAUGUGAGGAUUUCGACUUGCGCCUACGAGACAUCGGCCUGAGCGCGCUGCGCGCGCUUGCGCGCAGGGGCCCGACCGGCUGGCGACGGGCGCUGAUGGGCUGAUGGGCUCAAACUUGUGGCGACCUGCCUCUCUGCGGAUUCCCUGGACGUUGCAAGCUGUCUGUCCAUAGUUUCUGGGAAUCAGGAUCCGUAGGCCUGGUGCGGGCACUUGUCCGCACUCCGAUCUUUGGCAAUGCAAGACGCCAGAAAACAUCGUUGCCAGCCUUCAAUGGUCACACGCUGCAGUCGUGAUCGGGACCUUGUCGAUCACAGAUGCGAAUGUGUUGCCACAAUCACCU
This is a messenger RNA of Effrenium voratum, 1000 nucleotides long. The record is from the annotation of a GenBank genome assembly. Lineage: Eukaryota; Dinophyceae; Suessiales; Symbiodiniaceae.